Acanthosepion pharaonis is the source of this 474-nucleotide messenger RNA. The record is from the annotation of a GenBank genome assembly. NCBI's taxonomy places the organism in Eukaryota, Metazoa, Mollusca, Cephalopoda, Sepiida, Sepiidae.
AUGUUCCCUCCUCUCUCUCUCUCUCUCUCUCUCUUACACAUUCAUAUCCUCUCUCUCAUACAUAUUCUCUCUUUCACACAUACAUUCUCUCUCUUGCGCACAUUCCCUCUCUUAUACACACAUUAUGUCACUUACACAUGGCCUCUCUCUCAUACAUUCAUUCUCUCUCACACGCAGAUUCCCACUCUCUCACAUACACCUUCCAGUCGUCUCUCACAUAAAUUCUCUCUUGCACUCUUUCCGUCAUUCUCUCUUACAGAUACCUUAUCUCCCUCUUUUUCUCUCUCACACACUUUUUCUCUCACACAUUUUCUCUUUCGUAGAUACAUUCUCUAUCCUAAAGACAUAUUCCCUCCCUCUUUCAUAAACAUACAUUCUCUCCUACACACACAUUCUCUUUUUUUCAUAUUGUCUCUCUUUCCCCCCUCUCUCUCUCACUCUCUCUCUAUCUCUCUCUCUCUCUCUCAUGCAUAA